Molecule: messenger RNA, 1607 nt
Organism: Zea mays
Lineage: Eukaryota; Viridiplantae; Streptophyta; Magnoliopsida; Poales; Poaceae
Product: SURF1
Cellular component (GO): membrane
Source: RefSeq, marked provisional
GUUCUCCCGUCCAGUCCGAGCUCUCGAGUCCAAAGUCCAAACGACCAACCCCUGGCCCUCGCUGACCUCCGAGAUGGCGGCAUCGCUCUCCAAGCACCUCCGCCUCCGUCUGCGCGGCGGCGGCGGCGGCGAGCACUGCCUCCUCCCCUCUCGCGCAUCCACUUCUCACACCUCAUCGCCACCACCUCCCCUUCUAUCGCGUCCUCCCGCAGCGGCCGCGCCGCCGCCCCCAGGGGCAGGCAAUGAGGCCAGCGCGUGGUCCAAACUCUUCCUCUUCGCUCCCGGCGCCAUCACCUUCGGGCUCGGCACAUGGCAGCUCUUCCGGAGGCAGGAAAAGAUAGAGAUGCUGGAUUACAGGACGCGGAGGCUGGAGAUGGAGCCCGUGGCGUGGAACGAGUCCGCCUUAUCCUCGGUCCUUCGUGAUCCGUCAGCACUGGAGUUCCGAAAAAUUGUGUGCGAGGGUGAUUUCGACAAGGAGAAGUCGGUAUUCAUCGGGCCUCGCUCCCGGAGCAUCUCAGGUGUCACGGAGAAUGGGUAUUAUGUGAUCACUCCAUUGAUUCCUAGGUCGACGCCUGACAGCUUGCAGUCACCUAUCCUUGUGAAUAGAGGAUGGGUUCCUCGUGGAUGGCAUGAUAAAAACGUUAAGGAUCUCCAGAUCCUGGAUGAAGCUUCAGAGCCCCCAAAAGCUGUUAAGCCAGACGAAAAAGGUUCGUGGUGGAAGUUUUGGUCUAACAAGCCUAAAUCGUCUCCUGAGUUUGAAAAACCUAGGAUGCCACCUGUAAGGGUUAUUGGAGUAAUCCGUGGAAGUGAGAAGCCAAGCAUAUUUGUUCCAGCUAAUGAGCCCAAUAGUGGCCAGUGGUUUUAUGUGGAUGUUCCCAUGAUUGCUCGUGCUUGUGGACUUCCUGAGAAUACUGUUUAUAUUGAAGAUAUAAAUGAAGAUGUAUCUCCAACAAACCCUUAUCCUGUUCCAAAAGAUGUCAACACCUUGAUUCGUCACUCAGUGAUGCCAGAUGACCAUCUUAAAUACACGUUUACAUGGUACACUCUUUCUGCUGCUGUGACUUACAUGGCUUCCAAGCGGAUAAAAGCAAAGAAGGUCAGGUUAUAGCAGGAAUUUAGUCCAAACUUCCGCAUGAACGUCCAUUUGCGCGCAUGGUUUAUGCUUCUGCACUGGAAGAUGCCCAUGGUACUGGUUCUUUCGUGUCUGGCAAUAAGUAUAACAUUGCACUUUUUUGUUCCAAGUUGUUCUACAUUGAUACUGGGUAUCUCACAGUUGAGCUCUGGGGUUACAGCAAUUUUGUUAGUCAGAUUUCUGAUGAUCAUAACUUGGAAGGCCUGUAAGACUUGUGGUUUCCUUGUAGUAAUAUUUUGGCGGGGAACUUUAGCUGCUUGUUCUUCCAGCGUUUUUUUUUCACGUUGACUGCUCCACCGGAAAAGUUGUUCUGUCGCGGGCUCGCGUCGAGGACACACCAGCUCAAGACAGAGUUUGUUCCCAGAUUAUUCAUCUCCUAAUGGAUGCUUGCACAGGCAGCUCUGUUCUACUAGUUGCCAUAAUAUAUGAAAACUGACAUCUGAAUGAAUUGUGUCUGUAUUCAGUUUCACUGCAC